Cutaneotrichosporon cavernicola is the source of this 5301-nucleotide messenger RNA. RefSeq lists its product as uncharacterized. Gene Ontology annotation, molecular function: GTPase activator activity. The transcript is spliced from 4 exons. NCBI's taxonomy places the organism in Eukaryota, Fungi, Basidiomycota, Tremellomycetes, Trichosporonales, Trichosporonaceae. Gene Ontology annotation, biological process: negative regulation of TORC1 signaling; intracellular signal transduction; positive regulation of autophagy. Gene Ontology annotation, cellular component: GATOR1 complex. The record is from RefSeq and is a predicted model, not a curated record. Bases 1 to 5301 code for a protein of 1766 amino acids.
AUGACUUCCAAACUACCCGAACCCAGCGUACGCACACGCCAAAUCCGCUCGUCGACCAUGGUCAUCCCGAUCCGGGUCGACGGGCCGCCGUCCACAUCCUCCCCUCUCUCUCCGCGUCGAAGGGGAGGGUCCAGCUUCAAGACCUCCAAUUUUGGCGAGACGCACAUCCACUCGCGCGGCAUCGCGCAUACCCCAUUGAGCGCGUCGCGCAUACUUCCCAGCGUAGGCGCAUCACCCGAUUCGAGCCGGCGGAGCAGCGUGCAGGAACUGCCACCGCCGCCGGAGAUAGUGGGCCCCCUGGAUCGCGCAACACUCUCCCUGUACACGUACACGCCGAACUUGAGCGUCGCGGCGGCGGCGGCUCCAAGUAACUCGUUAUUACCCGCGCCCGCAGCCAACCUCGCUUGCUUGAGGGUACAGCUCAGCUACGCGUCGCUUCCGUGGCCCGUCAAGGCUGGCGACUUUCUGGAGAUUCGGCGAGUGCCGGGUGGCGCGCCGCGCCGCGGCGGCCCGCCACAGCGGACAGGUGAUGGCGAGGCCAUCGAGGGCGUCAAGCCCAACAAGGGGCGAGACGGGUAUGUGUUCCAAGUGCGAGAGGAUAUGCCAUCAGUCCCCCUCAACCAAAUCCAGGUACCCAACAGCGUCGCCAACGCGUAUCGCCUCCAACACCGGCAGGACGUCGAGGUGCUCAAGAUCUCGGAUCCCGCGACUGCAAACAUAGACUUCAUCGAACUCCACUUCUCCCAGUACUUGGGCCGCGCAGACAUGUGGCGCCUUGGCAUGAGCCUCGAGAGUACUACCGUGCACGUCGGCGAGAAGGUAACGCUCGCUGGUGGUGCGGUGCGCGCCGACAUCCAGGGUAUCUGGCGCGGGCGACAUCGGUACUCGAGCGGCAUCGUCACGUCCAAGACCAAGACGAUCUUCCGGUCCAAGAGUGCGCAGACGUACAUCUUCAUCUCGAUCUGUCAGGAGACUUACGAGUUUGACGAGGACGGAGAGCAGUACUACGAGAAGAUCCUGCACGGCUUCCUUCCCGAGCUCUUCCAGCGGUGGACGGCAAUAGGCGCAUCACAUCUCGUCACACUCGUGCUGUUUGCCCGCGCGUUCUACGACGACGAGGAUGUCAAGUACAUGGAGAACAACGAGGCGUCCCUCGGCCUGAUGAAGGACUUUCGCGGGCGGUGGUGCAAAGACUUUUACCGCGUUGUGAUGGAUUUUGAGCGCCGCUCCGACUGGCUAACAGCCCUUCCGGAUGUCAAGAAGGCGAUCCAGCGUGCCGAACGCGAGGUCUUCCUCGAGUUCAACCUCGGCCAGAUGGCUGGCAAAGGUCACGACGGCGAGUGCAAGCGCGUAAUCGGGUGGUGGAGCUACGCGUUCGAGGCGCCGAUCCUCGAGGCCAUCAACCUCGCUCUGAACCCGUACGACGAGCACUACAUCGACCGCGACCUGUCGCGCACCGGGUUGUCACUCAUGAUCCUCACGCCGGGAACUGGUCAUUUCUCGGUCGACAAGAACCUCCUCCGCUUGACGACUGAGCGCAUGAUCGACCAUGGGAUAGCGCUCGACCUCGUGUGCAUGACCAAGAUGCCGUUGCACUCGGUCCCGCUGUUUAGUUACAUGUCUGAGCGGCCGAAGCGGACGAUGGACGACGACGGCGAGAUCAAGAACAAACCAGCUACCCCUGACCCGCUCUACUACGACGCGCCGCACGUGUCGGACCGCGACAUGACUGAAUGCUACUCACUUGCGUUCUGGGUGUACUGCUCGUACUACAGCAAGACGCACGACAAGCCGUUCAGAAGAGACCGUUUCAUCCCUCGCUGCAAGAUGUACGAGAUCCAGAUGCUCGGUAUCCUGGACCACAACCUCACGACCGUGAUUGUGCCGAUGCUCGACUGGGACGAGACGCAUUUGGCGGACCGGAAGGAGCUCACGGCAGAGGAGCGUCGGGCCAUGCACGACGAGUACGACGCCAGCCUAUUUACGAGCAACAAGCUUGAGUGGGGAAAGGAGGCGCUGUCGCCGCCGAGCACCACGCGCUCUGGUGUCAGCACGUCCCUCGGAACUAGCUACCAGUCAAGCAAGCUGCUCCGCGACGACAGCAAGACCUCGACACCCGCUCGUCCAACAGGCUCUAGAACGGGCAGUCGUGAUCGCAUCGCACGCGACUCCCGCGAGUCACUCCUCACCAAGCGCUUGUCGCCUGCAGUCGAGGAGCCUUAUCCCCAUACCGCAUUGCCAGACAUCACCGGAGAGGACAUGCCGGACGUCCCGUGGCGUCCCGCACCCGUGCCCGCCCCGAGGCCUCAGUCAGAUCCGCGGUCUGACCGCCGCCGUUCCUCCAACGAGCAGACCCCACUAGCGCGACAGAUGCGCAUCGCAAGUAUGACCUCGAUUGACACGUCUCCCUCUCAUUCUGUCAUCUCGCUGCCUUCCGGGGCAUCCACACCCAAGGGUACACCAGCGAAGCGGCUCAAAAACCAGAGCAGUCGUGGGUCCUUCGCAUCCCGCUUUGCAAGUACGUGGCUCUUCGGCUCGUUCAGCACGCGUGCGUCACCGUCCAAGGCAACGGCGGCUACCGAGACCGUCGAGCGACAGGACGUCUCGGCUUCGCGGAUUGACAUGGGAAAUACCAGUCUGCCUGCGUCUCCAGCUCUCUUGAACCCCUCCUUGACCCUCCCUGUCUCACCCGUGAUUGUCCGCUCUCCACUCCCAAUUAUCGACGCCGUCCCACGGGAACGUCCAUACAAUGGCCCGUCGCCGGCCAAGCCGAAGCCCGUGCCGCAACGCCCGACGCAGCCGGUUCCUAUCCUCUCGGCUGUCGGUGGACGAUUGUUCGACGACGAGCACAUCAUAGCGCGCUCCGUCCCACGGUCGAUGCCCCGCUCGAUCCCGCGGUCGCUACAUUCCCUCCGUCUUGGUCGGUCGCUGGACGACUCAUGGCGCAACAAGACGAAUGCGGCAUUCGGACGAACAUGUCAGCACCGCACGGUUAACCCGUGCAAUCCGCGCGAGAGCUUUGUCGACAGCGGCAUCGAAGGUGGACACGCGCGGCGGUGGCAGCACGUCCGGCCCCGCAUGACUACCGGCAAGCAGCACGUCGUCAAAUGGCGCAGUCUGUCUCUGCCGGCAUGUCUACCACUCACAACUGACUUUAUGCCAACGCCGGAGGAAAUAUCGACGUACUACGAGGCGCACAGCUAUGACAUUGCGUGCUUCCCCGACCAGGUAUCGUUCCUGAUCCGUGCGGAUGCAGCCCAGGUAAACCUCCCACUCGCAGUGAUGAGGGAGAUGGCGAGUCAGCGCCUUUCGCAGAACUUCCAGUUCAUCGUGCUCCCACACAACACUGUCGUCACGGACGAGGCGCAGAACGCAACCAACCUCGCUUUCAAGAACUUGUUGUUGACCGACAGUACCGCCGCUGGCCUGCGCGUUGGCGGUGCGAGCGAGGUUCUCAAGGACGCGAACGGCGCGAUCUAUCUGAGCUGGUCGAACCACAUCCACCGCCUCACUUUCGACCCACAGAAGCAGAGCGUGACGGUUCAGCGGUUUGUGCGCAAGAUUCGGCACUCGACCAAGCCGCACGCAUACAAGGCUCUCGUGUGGCCGUAUCACCACCGCGGUUACCAGGAGGCGACCGCCAUGUUCCGGUAUCCGAACAUCGACGCCAAGCUCAACUUCAACUAUCUUGACCGCCUGAUCGCUGGCGAGGAGGCGCAACUGCAGUCCAACCUCCGCUUCUGGCGUGCGCGUUAUUUGCUGAUUCCGUCAGGGCGCGAACCGACAAGCGUCGCCGGCUUAAUGCCCAGAGGCUCACAGGGCGAGGAGUACAACGCGAGCGAAAUCCUCAUAACGGGAGCGGUUAAAGUGCUCGAGCUCAUGGGCAAGUACCAGUGGAAGGGGCCGCACGAGAAGCCAACACCACUCCGGUUGCUGGCAACGACGUUCGACCCGUCCACCUGCGUCCUCGAUGAAGGACUGCUCGGAGAGCUUGACCGGCUAACCUCGGGCAAGGAGAGGAUCGAGACGGGCCACACGCUCGAGGGCAUGACGCUACCUGCACUCGCCGACAUGAUGAACAGGCCCAACAACGGGCUAAUCAUUCGCGACCGGUACUGGGGAUUCAAGGUGCACGAGGAUUCGUUCACAGGCGACCAGUUCUGCCAGUGGCUGAUCGCGUCGUUCUCGGACGUGCAGACGCGCGAGCAGGCCGUCGAGUGGGGCCAGUCUCUGCUAGAGAAGGGUCUGUUCGAGCACGUGAACGGCAGGCACACAUUCCAGGACACCAUGUUCUUCUACCGCUUAAGCUCGCAGUACGACAAGGACGCCAAGUCGCGCGCGUCCAAGAGCUGGUUCGGCAAGACACCCGUGUCGUCUCGAACGUCGGCACCCGACCCGUCCAGCGGACCAAGCACGAGUCCGGUUGCGCGUGCGAGUCUGAAGCUCACGGACAAGCCGGUCAAGAAGCGCAAGGUCAAGAUGAGCCAGAGCAUUGUCAUCGACCUCGAUCCGCACCGCAAGUCGGACCGCGCUGAGGUGGCAAUGCUGCACGCCGACAUCAUCCACAACUCGCGCAACGCUUUCCACUUUGAGCUCAACUGGCUCGGCGUGACCGCCGGCCUGCUCGACGACCUGCGCUUCAAGUGCUCGACUUUGGCGGAGCGGUACGGGCUGCGUUUCAUUGAAGCACCCGUCGAGCAGAUCAAGGACGUAGGUGGGAAAUGCGCCUUCCGUGCCCCGUUACAGAUUCGCCUCGCCCUCUCCCCGCCAAUCUACCCGGACCUGCACCUCCGCCUGGCCGAUACGACGGGAACAGCACAAUGCGCCCAGUACUUUGAGUACCAGAUCCUCACUCAGAAGUUUGGGUUCGUGCUCGACGUCGAGGCUAGCGACCGGUACCCGGACAAUAUAGAUGCCGACUACGUCUACCGCUCCAAGACAAAGUUCGAAUACUCGCAGUUUGUGCAUCGGUCCGGCCUCGGCCUCGUCCAGUGCUUGGGCAAGGAGGAGGGCUUCCUGUGGGUCGACAACCGGCCAUUCAUCUCGGCGCCUACCCGCGGUCGGAGCCAGAGCGUGCAGGGCGACCAAGGGAUCAGCCCCAUGACCAGCAAGCAGGAGCAGGCAAAGGCUCUCCGGCUAGAGUUUAUGGCGUUCUGCGCCGACCGUACCGCGCUCCUCAAGUUCUACGACGAGGUCACACCACCCCUCCCGAUCGAGGUUGCGCUUGCUGCGCACACCGUCGAUCUCGGACACGUUGACGGAGACAUUACCCCCCCAGACGCGUGGGCUGGUGGGUUUUAG